Trichobilharzia regenti is the source of this 471-nucleotide messenger RNA. Lineage: Eukaryota; Metazoa; Platyhelminthes; Trematoda; Strigeidida; Schistosomatidae. The record is from the annotation of a GenBank genome assembly.
AUGAAAAAUAUCGAUAAAAAACCUAACAGAAGGACUCAUACUUCCAAAAUCUCUUCUAACAAGUAUUCAGCAAGUAGUCACAAUAGACAUCAGAAUGAAAGAAACAUAUAUUCUGAAGGAGGACUGUUCCCAGUGGGUAAUGAAGUAGUCAAACACACAGUCUAUGGAAAUCACUGUUUGGAGAAUGCUACUACAAAGUGGUUUGCUACAAAUGAUUAUCGACAACAUCCUGGAGCGUUUUAUCCUCAUGCAAUGGGAGCAUCAGUGAAAAGUAGUCAACGAAUACCAGAAAACAUAAAACAAGGUUUUUAUUAUGAUGAUGAAUCCAAAGAUUCUCCGUAUGGAGUGAUAAAUUGUGAAGAAUUUGAUGCCUGUGACCCGACCACUACAUUAGAACAUGAUGUGAAGGAAUUGAAGAAAUAUAUUAAAUUAGUUGUUAACAGACAAAAGAAGACAGCUAGAAAAGCUUAG